AUGGCAGCCCAAUCGAAACAAGUCGUUCUGACCAGCAAGGCCCCGACUCCCAAGCCGUUUCUGUCACAGGCUAUUACUCUGAAUGGCUUGGUUUAUACGUCAGGAGCCGUCGGUAUGGACCCUGCGACAGAGAAUUUGGUUCCUGGGACAACGGGUGAUCGGACCGAGCAAUGCCUCAAGAACAUUUCGCAUAUCUUAGAGGCUGCCAGUAGCUCCAUUGAGAAAGUUGUGAGUCAGCAACCGCUUAAAGUCACAAUUUUCAUCGAUGACAUGUCCAAUUAUGCAUCUAUGAAUGAAGGCUACCUUAAGGUCUUUAAUCAAGGAGCCAUGCCAGUCCGGACUUGUGUAGCUGUUAAACAGCUGCCCCUUUGCACGGAUGUUGAAAUUGAAGUCAUGGCACACCAGUAG
This is a messenger RNA of Penicillium manginii, 408 nucleotides long. RefSeq names its product YjgF-like protein. The coding region runs from base 1 to 408 and encodes 135 amino acids. NCBI's taxonomy places the organism in Eukaryota, Fungi, Ascomycota, Eurotiomycetes, Eurotiales, Aspergillaceae. The transcript is spliced from 4 exons. Gene Ontology annotation, molecular function: deaminase activity. Gene Ontology annotation, cellular component: mitochondrion; cytosol. The record is from RefSeq and is a predicted model, not a curated record.